AUGUCGUUAUUACUUGAGAUUAUCUUUGAUUCAAAUUCAGUUCCUUCGAGAUCGAAUGAAUUUAUAGCCUACCUCUCGAAAAACCACUGCCUAGAAACCCUUCAAUUUAUCCAAGAUGCCUCGAGAUACCGGGCUUGUUAUACAGAGAUAGUCGAGGAUAAAAAAGUCCCUUGGGAAUAUCUAAGACGCCAUUACGAUUAUUUGCAGGAACUAUGGGAAGAUCUUCUAGGCACUUAUAUCCUUCCUAACGGAAGUCGCGAGGUCAACCUGCCCUCUGAAGUUAAGGCUCGACUUCUUAGGUUACGUUCUUCUGCAUUGCCCCCACAUCCAUCGGAAUUGGAUGAUGCCGUCCAAAUCGUCCUUGAGCUCAUGGAGUACUCGAUCCUACCUGGGUUCCUGAAGUCUUAUGAGUCGCCGGAUCAAUCGAGAGGUGGAGGUGAAGUAGCUGGUCGCUGGAGGGGAGUUCUUGGCAGAUUUCAGUGGGAAGUUUCAACGCCCACAUCGGAAGGGAACCACGAGGACUCUGUGCCGCGGACUUCCGGUUCAAGAGAGGACAGUGAGGCCACUCAUUGUACACGCCGCCGCUUCCUAGUAGCCGCCCUCACGUCACCUUGCAGCCAUCUACUGCGGCCUCUGGGAGACUUAUUCGACCAUACUGUCUGCGGUACCAGUGGUAUGAGAUGGUUGAAAAAGCCGCUAGAGAAGGAUGGAGCAGCAGACACUGAGAUUAAUACUGAAGAUAAUGAGGUCGGCGCAAAGCUUCAGAAGUAA
Fusarium redolens is the source of this 771-nucleotide messenger RNA. RefSeq names its product RGS domain-containing protein. The record is from RefSeq and is a predicted model, not a curated record. The transcript has a single exon. Lineage: Eukaryota; Fungi; Ascomycota; Sordariomycetes; Hypocreales; Nectriaceae. The coding region runs from base 1 to 771 and encodes 256 amino acids.